AUGACUUGUCGCUUUAGAUGCUUGUACUUCAAUGUGUUUGCGUUGUUGGUGUUUCUGGUGCCACAGGGUUCAACGCAUACUGAUAAUUCCGAUGUUAGAGCUCUACAAGAUCUGUAUAGGUCUUUUAAUACGCCACCUCAGCUCAAAGGAUGGAAAUCAAAUGGUGGUGAUCCAUGUCAAGAAUCAUGGACUGGAAUUUCCUGUGCUGGUUCUUCAAUCAUCCAAAUUAAACUUGACAACCUAAACAUCACUGGAAACCUUGGUUAUCAGCUCAAUAAUUUCCAUCACUUGAAGCAACUGGAUGUGAGCAACAACAACAUUUAUGGUGAAAUUCCAUACGGUCUACCUUUGAAUCUAACUCAUUUAAAUUUGGCUUGCAACAACUUAAGUCAAUACAUACCUUACUCAAUCUCUUCCAUGAAAAAUCUUCGACACAUGAAUUUGAGCCACAAUUUUUUGUCAGGGCCUGUUGGGAAUGUAUUUACAGGCUUAUCAUGUCUCAAAGAAAUGGACCUCUCAUACAACCAAUUUAUCGGAGACCUACCAAGUUCAUUUGGAACACUGAGAGGCCUAUCAAGACUGUUCUUGCAGCAUAAUGAAUUCACAGGGUCAGUCAUCUUUCUAGCAGACCUUCAACUAACGGAUCUGAACAUACAAGAUAACCAUUUCAGUGGAAUCAUUCCAAAACAAUUCCAAACUAUACACAAUCUAUGGUUUGGAGGUAAUAUGUUUGAUAAAGGGGACAACAGUCCACCAUGGGAUUUCCCCAUGGAAAAUCCAAAUGAGCAGCAAAACAAUACUUCUCCACCAUCUACAGAGUCAUCAAGUGCAGUCAAGAGUUAUCCUUUGACUGAGCCUGUCAACCACAAGAAGAAAAAAUCAGGCCACAUGGUCAUUUUUUAUGGUGUAGGUGCUCUUAUGGCAGCAUGUUUAGUAAUCUUCAUUGUGAUUCGCUUGCGUAAUCAUUCUAGAAAGCUUAGAAGACCAGCCAGCAGUGAAGGGUCACAACCCUCUCUUCCAGUCAGUAUGCCCAGAGAUUGUUCAUCUACAGCUCUUGAUGAGAGCCCAGAAGUGUCAGUUAUCAGCUCACCCACCACUGGCCCAAGGCAUGCAGCUCCUGUUCGUACAAAAGUUGUGAGAGUGAAUAGAAGAAGAAGUUUUGCUAAAAAGAGUAGAAUGCCAAUUGGUGCAACUUUAUACACAGUGGCAGAAUUGCAAUUAGCAACAAAUAGCUUUGAUCGAAGUAAUUUCCUAGGAGAAGGCUCUCUCGGAUCUGUGUACAAAGCAGAGUUUCCUGAUGGACAAGUGUUUGCAGUGAAGUGUAUAAACACGGUGGCAUUAUCUCUUCACGAAGAACAGCAGUUUUUGGAGGUGAUUUGGAAUGCAUCGCGUGUAAGACAUCCAAACAUCAUACAGCUUCAUGGAUACUGUGUAGAACAAGGGCAGCAUAUGCUUGUGUAUGAAUAUGUAAGAAAUCUGUCUCUUGAUUAUGCUUUGCAUUCGGAAGCAUACAUGCCUUUAUCUUGGGGGCUUCGUCUUCGAAUCGCUCUUGGAAUCGCUCGAGCUUUGAACUACUUGCAUACGACAUGUGCGCCUCCUUUAGCUCACAGAAAUUUGAAGGCUGCUAAUGUUUUACUUGAUGAAGAUCUAACGCCUCGGAUCUCCGACUGCUAUCUCGCUGUUUUGAAGCCCCUAACAAUCAGCAGUGCUAGAGCUCAGGCUUCAGAGACUGAUACUGGUGGCAUUUCUUAUGAACACACAAAACCUGGAACUGGUAACCAAAAGGACGACGUUUAUGCGUUUGGAGUGCUGCUUUUGGAGAUUUUGACUGGAAGGAAGCCGUUCGAUGGAGAUCCACUGAGAGACGAGAGUUCGCUAGUGCAAUGGGCUUCUUCCCGGCUUCAUGACAGUGAAUCGUUGGAUGAAAUGGUUGAAGCAGGCAUCAGGAAGACAAUUCCCCCAAAGGUUCUGUCGCGAUUUGCUGAUAUUGUGUCGCUUUGUACUCAGGCGGAGAGGGGAUUCAGACGUUCGAUGACGGAAAUCAUGGAGUCACUGGGGCAAAUGCUGGAAGAGUACCGGAGAAUGAGAACGGGGGUGGAUACUGAUUUUGAUCCGUAUGAGAGGAAAGAGGACUUCGCACGCCAUACCGAUCCUCUUCAUCGUCGCCUUUCUUGUGCUUCUCCUGCAGUUACCUGUAGUGGGAGAAACAUCUUGCAAAGAACAAAAGGGAUCUAUUGA
Messenger RNA from Lactuca virosa, 2238 nucleotides. NCBI's taxonomy places the organism in Eukaryota, Viridiplantae, Streptophyta, Magnoliopsida, Asterales, Asteraceae. The record is from the annotation of a GenBank genome assembly.